AUGCUGGACAUGACCGAGGCUGCCGAAGCUCCGAAAUCCGCGGAGGAAGGCCGCGCUGCCGGCGUCGCCUGGACCUGCUGCUGCGCGGAAGGCUGCAUGCUGCCCUGUUGGACGCGCAUAACGCCCUGGCACGCCUUGCAGCUUCUCGGAUGCACCCGCGUGCAUCGCACGCACUGGCGGCGUUGGUGGCACCACAACACUGUUGGUCUCCAGCAUCAUGCCGGUGGACAUGGUUCGCCGUCCAACUUGGACAGAACGCUGCACAGGCACGUAGCCAUGCGCUUCAAUUCUCGCACGCCGUCGAAAGAGUCAGCCAAGUUGCGCGCAGUGGUGCGCCUUGCGGAGACGGGCGCUGGCGAUCCGACUGGCCUUAGCGGCGAAACACCAGCGACGCUGAAAGAUCUGGACGAUGGGCACAGCUUGGUGGCGCCAGACGCCGCUGUGGAAACCAUUGCCAGGCUUGUGAAGGAGGAUCCGGAUAUCCUUGGGGAAGCCGUCCCUGCCGAAGGUCUCAAGGAACUCCGGGAGCUCUUGGCGCGGCAGCUGACGGAGGCAGAGGGACAGGAGGUUUCGCCCUCCGACAUCUUCGUCGCCGAGGGUGCGGCGACGCUGCUCCGGGGGGUCUUGUCACAGGUGGCCGCUGGCACGGAGAAAUCCGAGGUACUUCUGGUGGGGCCUUGCCCGGAGCUUUGGCAGGAGGCGCUCUCAUUUGCCGAUGCGCGCAGCUUCUAUCCGCCGGUGGGCCAGGGCGACUUCGCGGUACUUGCAGAAGACGUUGCGCGGCACGUCUCAGCGCAGACGAGCAUCGUU
This is a messenger RNA of Symbiodinium sp. CCMP2456, 810 nucleotides long. NCBI's taxonomy places the organism in Eukaryota, Dinophyceae, Suessiales, Symbiodiniaceae. The record is from the annotation of a GenBank genome assembly.